GAUCCGCAAGCGCCUUCGUAGAUGUCCUGCAGGGGAGUGGCAUCAGCACCGACACCCUCUCUCUGGACAUGACGAAUGCCUUUGCCGGCGGCGAGGUGUUGGAAAUCCUGGUGACGGCCAUAACCAUGGACGGUGCCUACAUAGAAGGUGCCGGCUUCUGGACAGCGCUAGGAGAGAACACGGCAACGCACCUCGUUCUCCAGCUUGAUCGGGUUCGGUCGGUGAUCGAUGUCUACCAGCCUCCAACGAGCUUCCGCACCAGUGACCGCCAGAGUCAGGAGGAGGUUGUCCUUGGAGUCGGAGAUGGAUGGCUGGAUGUGCUCGCUUUGCAGCCUUGUGCUCCUCCGAUGAGCCACAAGGUGAUCGUCGAUGCCGCGCAAAUGGUGGCACGGAUGUUUUACACGUAUUCGCUGGAGAGUGUGACGAGCUACCGUAUUGUCACGGCAGAGGCUUAUCCUCAGAACUUCGACGUGAGCGUGGAAUAUCUGAGCUCUCCCGCCCCGGUGAUUCUGGGGUUCUCAGUGGUCAUGUUGCCAACAACUCCGAUGAAGCCUCGAGUUGCUGAUGACCGGUUGCUGUACUUCACAACAGAUUUCGUGGACGUGGGCUAUCACCAAGCGGAUAUGCACACGCUGCCAAGUGAGGCAGUGGACCGGCAGAUCUCGUUGAUGUGGCGCUGGGAUCUCGGGAAGCUGCCCAACCGGACCAUCAGGAUACACGUCGACCCGACAGUACCGCUCCGCUGGCAAGCCUGGGUCAAAGAAGGUGUUGAGGCCUGGAAUUCGGCCUUCGCAACACUGCGAAUGCCUUCGGCAGUGAGAGCUGUUCUGCCUUCUGACGAUGACUGGCCGCAGGACUACAGCAUGGCCGAUGCACGGUACAACACGAUCUACUGGUCUCUGUCUGAUGACAUCUCCAGUGAAGGCGAUGCUCAGGUGGAUCCGAGAACCGGUGAGAUUAUCAAAGCCGACAUCCGCAUGGGCAGCGGCUGGGUGUGGGCUUGGCUUUCUGAACUUGAUCUCCUGGCGGCCAACACUACUCGGGAGGAUCGCCUCGCUCUCUUGGGCCAAGGUGUGGUGAGUGGGACGCAGCCGCUCAAGCGUUCAAGAAGGCCAGCGGGGCGGUCGAGGCGGCCGACAAGGUCCAUGCAUGCACAAAAGUCGCGGCACACGAAGAUCCCUCGCGAGGUUCCCGAGUCUGGCGAGACUUCCGAGGGCCCCGUGCAGCUGCCACGACAUGGUGUUCACGCGGGGCCGCUGCUGCUCUCUGCAGGGCAGCCGCUGACCACACCGCAACUCGAGGUCUUGAUGGGAGAAGGCCUGAAGAGCGUGGUGAUGCACGAAAUGGGGCACAUCCUUGGCUUGAGGCACAACUUCAAGGGGAGCACCUCCAUCGCUCAGAACUGCUUGGAGAAUCGCAGCUGCACCGCCGUCCACGGGCUCUCCGCGAGCAUCAUGGACUAUUUGCCCAUGAACUUGCCGGAGCCGGGGCGUGAGCCCAACUCCGUUCACAUCUUCCCACCGACCAUCGGCGCUUACGACAAGCUCGCCAUCCGCUAUGGGUACUCCGAGCCUUCCGAAUCGCCCACAGAGGCUUUCUAUGGGCUCGCGGCGCUCUUGGAGGAAGCGAAGGCUUUCGAUGUCUGCUACGAUGCAGACGAGGAGUUGGGUGAGGAUCCCUUCUGCAUGACCGAAGACCUUGGCGAGGACCCUGUGGCCUUCCACGAAAAGCGCUUGACUCGAAUUGCACGAGUGCAGGGCGAGCUGCACAAGCGCUACGUGCAGGCUGAUGGACCCUGGCGCAAUUAUGGCAACUCAUUGGGCUCGCUGCUGAGGGAAGCAGAGGUCGCCGGUCUCAGCCUUAUACCCUGGGUGGGCGGAAUCCGGAACAGCUACGCCCACCGCGGUCCAGUCUGGAAUGCAUCAAAGGCCCGCCGGCCGGUGCCUCUUCGGAUGCAGCGUCGGGCACUGGAGGCAGUGCUGAAACUGCUUCGACCCGAUGCUGCUGGCCUCCUGCCGCCAGCAGAGGCGCUGCCGUUUGCAGUGACUGGAGAGGAGGAUUCCCUGAAAAGCCUGGACCUUGUACGACUCUCUGAGAACCUCAUCAAGAAGCUGUUGGCAAAGCUGUUGUCGUCCAAGCGCUUGUUGCAGGUCCGGAAGCAGGAGCUGCUCGUGGCUUCCGCGACCCCACAAAGCGCAUCUGACGGGGCUGAUGCCCUGACUGUGGAGGAGUUCCUCACCAGGAUGAGCGAUGGAAUCUUGGGAGGUUUCCACUUGGACAGCCAUCCAGAAGCUUCGGCCUCGCUGACAGCAGAAAUGACGCUUCAGCUGGAGUUUGUUCGGAGCAUGACCGCGCUGUUCGAGAAGGCUGCGAGCCAUGAGUCGAAGUUUGGUUGUCGUCAUACUCGGAUAUAG
Molecule: messenger RNA, 2414 nt
Organism: Symbiodinium necroappetens
Lineage: Eukaryota; Dinophyceae; Suessiales; Symbiodiniaceae
Source: the annotation of a GenBank genome assembly